CUUUCGAGCGAGCCAAUUGCGAAGGCUGAUGUUUUCUUUGAAACCGAAGGUGCCGUUACCAAUCGGGGAGCAAAGGGCUUCCUAGCGUGAGCUUCGUAAAAUGCGUCCAAGUCACUUUAAUCCCUAAAUAACCAGAAUUAUUGGACACUGCAGAAACUGUGAUCGUAGACCGAUUGCUCCUAAGUACACGGGGCCGAGGAGAGAAGCCGAAUGCUGCUCUGGGAUAAAAACAGCAAUAUGAUUGAUUGAUCGAUUGGUUGGCUGGUCGAUUGGUUGAUUGAUUGAUUGACAGGAGCGCGUGUGAAAUCGACACAUCGGCGGCUGAAGGAUGGAAAGUGACAAGUCGCUGCCCGCAGAGCGGUGUCUCGACAUCUACAUCAUCUCCCAGAGCCCCCACAGGUACCUCUGCUACACCAGCCCUGGCUCACACACCUUCGACCUGUGUGUUACAAAUGUCGUGGACGUGUGGAGCACAGGUUUCACUCAAGAAAAGCUGGAGGAGCACAAAUCUGCCCACGGAAUAAAAACCACUGAGGAAUACUACAGCAGGACAAGAGACGCCUUCCAGGAGGGUUCUGUCCAACUCACAGUGCUGGACAACACAGUGACACUGACUCUGAGCAAAGCUCCCUUGGAGCUCAGAUUCCACCUCCACCAGCUUCCCAUUUCCGAGGCCAAAGCAAAGAUCCAGGCUGCUGUGUUCCACCUGGCGGAGAAAGUAUGUGAUCUGGAAAAGCGAUUGAAAGUUUCGGAGGAAAUCCGUGCCUCAACCCCAACAAAGAAGACCGAGAGGGGACACAGAUUACUUCUGCCAGAGGUGAUCUCCAAGAGAAUUGGGUCUUCACCAACAGCCAAGAGGAUACUCCCAGGAGAGUCCCUGAUAAACCCAGGCAGAAAGAGAACAAAGGCUCCAACAGGUGUAAGUUUUGAAGAAAACUCCCCUUGAUCCAAGACAUCGAAUGAAGGUUAUAGCUUGAAAUGGGAUUUGCUGAAGAUGUUUAUAAUGAAAUGGUCUAUAGUUUAUUUUUAUACAACUUAUAAAACGGAUGAGUGCGAAACACGGUUAAAGAUUUGUUAACCGCGUGCCUACACCCUGUCAUUAGUUGGGUAAAUAAAGGAAGACUAUGGAAAAUGACCAACAC
Callorhinchus milii (elephant shark) is the source of this 1142-nucleotide messenger RNA. It is a transcript of the gene paxx, whose product is annotated as PAXX non-homologous end joining factor. The record is from RefSeq and is a predicted model, not a curated record. The transcript is spliced from 8 exons. Gene Ontology annotation, biological process: double-strand break repair via nonhomologous end joining. Gene Ontology annotation, molecular function: molecular adaptor activity. The coding region runs from base 329 to 946 and encodes 205 amino acids. Gene Ontology annotation, cellular component: site of double-strand break; nucleus; nonhomologous end joining complex. NCBI's taxonomy places the organism in Eukaryota, Metazoa, Chordata, Chondrichthyes, Chimaeriformes, Callorhinchidae.